UGCAGCCAACUUCCACUUUGUUUGGGAUGUUUUCACUUUCAGGGCAUCUUAUUCUGAGUCAAGAUUCCUCCUUCUGAACAUGGGACUUUCCAGAAGGGCCACAGCUCCUUCUGAGCAUCCCACAGGUCUGGGAUGUUCUGGGCUUUGACUGCGAAGGGAGUUUACGUGCCUCUCCAGUGGAGGAUGGCUGUGGGAUCCCUGUGGAGUCUGCUUCUCUGGAAAGCACUGCUUCCAGUUGCAGUCACUGGCGCCCAAGUGCUGAGCAAGGCGGGGGACUCCGUGCUGCUGGCAGCUGAGCAGCCCCCCGGUUUCCAAGUGCGCGAGGCCAUCUGGAGAUCUCUCUGGCCUUCAGAGGAGCUCCUGGCCACAUCUUUUCGGGGAUCCCUGGAGAUGCUGUACCACUCCCGCUUCCUGGGCCGAGCCCAGCUGCACAGCAACCUCAGCCUGGAGCUCGGACCCCUGCAGGCCGGGGACAGUGGCAACUUCUCCGUGCUCAUGGUGGACACCGGUGGCCGGAUCUGGACCGAGACCCUGCAGCUCAAGGUGUAUGAUGCGGUACCCAGGCCCAAGAUUCAAGUCUUCAUCGCUGUAGCAGGGAGCGUUCAGCCCCCCAACACCUGCCAGGUCUUCCUGUCCUGCUGGGCCACCAACAUCAGUGACAUAACCUAUAGCUGGCGACGGGAGGGAACGAUGGACUUUGGUGCUGGAACACACAGCCUCUUCACAGACGGACAGGUCCUGAGCCUUUCUCUGGGACUGAGAGACAAGGAUGUGGCCUAUUCCUGCAUUGUCUCCAACCCUGUCAGCUGGGACUUGGCCACAGUCACCCCGUGGGAGAGCUGCCCUCGGGAAGCAGCACCAGGGACGGCCUCCUACAAGGACGUGCUACUGGUGGUCGUGCCGAUCUCACUGCUGCUGCUCCUGGCGGGCGUCUUCUCCGUGUGGCACAGCGGCCUCUGCUCAGGGAAAAAGAAGAAUGCCCAUACUGACGAAGUGGCCCCAGAGACAGAGAACCCCCUUGUGUAGGAUGUGCCAUGAGGAACAAUAUAAGCUGAUGCCUGGAUCUUGAGGAGCCUCCCUGUCCAAGCACAUGAUGAUCAGGAACAUAGCUGGUCCGUAAAGACCUCCAAAGUCCUCAUACCUUCCAGGAGACUCCUGUUGUACCUCCAAGGAACACGCUGGACAACCAUUACACUAGAAGCAUAAAAAGUACUGGCACAAACUUUCAUGCUUCUCUAUUUCUCCCCUCUUUGCACACUCUGGUCUUCUCUGAGCCAGAUGAGAUUAACAAAGUCUUCCCUCAGGAACACUGGAAGCUCUCCAGGAUCCACAGGGACAUUGGUUGUUCAAGGCAUUCACUCCCCCACUGCUGCAUGAGGUAUUACCUGACCACACCAAACAACUGCCUCUAGCCUGUGUCCUGGGCUCCAAAUGACACUGGACAUUAGCACUAGCAAGAAAACUGAAUCACCCUCUGUGGCCCCAAAUCCAACCAGAUGAUUAAUGUGUUAUCAUAAGAAAUGUCAGAAUUGGUGUAGAUGAGAGAUGAGAGACAAAAGUUUCUCUUUCUGGCCUGAAAAACACUCAGGACACCUGAAUUCAUAGCCCCUCUAAGGAAAAUUCCAGCUACAGAUAACCAAUGAUGCUUGACAUCCAUGGUUAAUUAAUAGACAUCUGUUCAUUAACCCAAUUAAUAGACAUCUUCACCAUUUCCAUUGACCCUCGCACCUCCUAAAGGACGUGGGGAGAUUCUCUCUUCAUUCUUUAGCACAUUGGCCAGGAAAAGAAACACUGAAUUGUCCUAGCCAACAGGAAGUUCUUGAGCAACUCUAAGAAUAGCAGCUGAACUCAAGAGAAGUCUUUCUCCUUGAGACUUGAAGAGGGAAGAACCAGGAAGGACACCAAGCCAUUUUAGAAGCUUCCACGUUGAUUUUCAGAAGCAAGUGCAGAAGAUCUAACCAAAUUCAGGGGGAGAGACAAAGAUCUGCUCUGUGGGAGGAUUGUCAAUAUCACUUCCACAUGAGAUGGGAAAUGUUACCGUGGUCAUCCCUGGAAAAAUACAUUCUGCCACCAAGCAACUCCAUCUGGAAAAGCUCCAGACUAUUCAUUGCCACUGGGAAAAACUUGUUGAGCUAAAUUUACAU
Molecule: messenger RNA, 2144 nt
Organism: Fukomys damarensis (Damara mole-rat)
Lineage: Eukaryota; Metazoa; Chordata; Mammalia; Rodentia; Bathyergidae
Gene: Slamf8
Product: SLAM family member 8
Exons: 5
Coding region: 133-1026 (297 amino acids)
Biological process (GO): leukocyte chemotaxis involved in inflammatory response; regulation of B cell differentiation
Molecular function (GO): signaling receptor activity
Source: RefSeq, a predicted model, not a curated record